This is a messenger RNA of Sodiomyces alkalinus F11, 1713 nucleotides long. Its product is annotated as rhamnogalacturonase B. The record is from RefSeq and is a predicted model, not a curated record. Lineage: Eukaryota; Fungi; Ascomycota; Sordariomycetes; Glomerellales; Plectosphaerellaceae. The transcript has 2 exons. Gene Ontology annotation, biological process: pectin catabolic process. The coding region runs from base 1 to 1713 and encodes 570 amino acids. Gene Ontology annotation, molecular function: carbohydrate binding; carbon-oxygen lyase activity, acting on polysaccharides.
AUGUCGAUCUUGUUGAUCAUCCGGUCUUCGCCUGCUGUCUCUGCGUCGCCUGGUAUCGACUUUCUCUUCUGGCUGUUGACUGCAAGGGCUCGGGCAACACCUCCAAGAUGGCUUUCCCUUCCUUCGUCCAGCUUUUCUUGCUCGCCCUCUUCUCCUUCGCCUCGUCUGUUGCUGGGCUUUGGCUAUAGCUUCAACGGAAACAACAUUGUCGUCAACGCUGGAUCGGCCAACCCCCUGUACUUUUCCGUCUCCCGCUCCAACUGCGACAUCAACUCCAUUCGAUAUCGCGGUCAUGAGCUUCAGUAUCAAAGCCAGGGCACCCACAUCGGCUCCGGCCUAGGGUCGGCCAACGUACAAGUCACACAGCAGAACAACUACAUCAAAAUCACCUGCGAGACCCCCACCCUGACGCACUACCUGGUUGCACGCCAGGGCGACAGCACCAUCUACAUGGCCACGCACAUCGCGGCCCAGCCGUCCAUCGGAGAGCUCCGCUACAUCGCCCGCCUGAACUCGAACAUCCUGCCCUGGGAGCACCCUUUCGGUGCCGUGUCCAUCACCGGCGGCUCGUCCGCCACCAUCGAGGGCUCGGACGUCUUCCUCGUCAACGGCCAGACCCGCUCCAAGUUCUACUCGAGCGAGCGCUACAUCGACCGUGGCGUCCACUGCGUGCACGGCAACAACCCAGAGCCCAUCCAUGCCUGCAUGGUCAUCCCCCAGCCGGAGUCCUCUUCCGGCGGACCCUUUUUCCGCGACAUCGAGACCAACAACGGCGGCGCCUUCACCGCGCUGUACAAUUACAUGAACAGCGGCCAUGCCGAGACCGAACCCUACCGCAUGGGCCUGCACGGCCCCUACGCCCUGACUUUCUCGCGCUCCGGCAUCCCGAAGCUGAGAGAGGUCGACUUGAGCUUUUUCGCCCAUCUCGGCAUCCGGGGUUACGUCCCCGACCACGCCCGUGGUCGCGUCUCCGGCAACGCCUGGGGCAUCCCGUCGGGCCACCAGAUGGUCGUCCACUGGUACAACAACGAGGCGCAGUACUGGACCUACGCCAACAGCAACGGCGCCUUCACUUCCCCUCCGAUGAAGCCCGGCACCUACACUCAGGUCCUGUACCAGACCGAGUACAAGGUGGCGGAGAGGCAGGUCAGCGUUUGGUCCGGCGGCACCGCGUGGGCGGACAUCAGCAGCACGUACACGCCGGCGCAGCCGCUGUUCCAGAUCGGGCGGUUCGACGGGCAGCCGUUCGGGUUCCGCAACGCCGACAAGUUCCUGCGCAUGCACCCUUCGGACCACCGCAUGAGCAGCUGGACCCGGACCUUCAACGUCGGGGCGUCCCACGAGGGGGAGUUCCCCAUGGCCGUCUUCCAGGCCGUGAAUAAUAAUGUCGAGAUGUACUUCCACCUCAACUCGGCUCCCGGCGCCGCCGUCUUCCACGUCUCCACCACCUUGUCCUUCGCCGGCGCCAGGCCCCAUGUCAGGGUCAACAACUGGAGCGGGCCCAUCCCGCCCGCGCCGCGGAACAUCAACUCGCGCGGCGUCACCCGCGGCGCGUACCGUGGCUGGGGCGAGCAGUAUUAUGUUGACAUCCCGGCCGGCGUCCUCGUGGCGGGCCGGAACACCAUCACCAUUUCUGCUGCUUCGGGGAGCAGCGGCAGCACUUUCUUGAGUCCCAACUUUGUCUUUGACGCGGUUGCCCUGUACCGCAGGUAA